Molecule: messenger RNA, 14784 nt
Organism: Pelobates fuscus (common spadefoot toad)
Lineage: Eukaryota; Metazoa; Chordata; Amphibia; Anura; Pelobatidae
Gene: MAP1A
Product: microtubule associated protein 1A
Exons: 7
Coding region: 9-9851 (3280 amino acids)
Biological process (GO): axonogenesis; regulation of microtubule depolymerization; microtubule cytoskeleton organization
Cellular component (GO): synapse; neuronal cell body; cytosol
Molecular function (GO): actin binding; microtubule binding
Source: RefSeq, a predicted model, not a curated record
GCGUUUCUAUGGAGACCGAGGCGGGCUCUGCGGAGGCCUUAGCCGUUGCCAUGGAGACGGGCGCAGGGCCGGCGCUCCAGCUUCAGCACCACGGAGAGCGGCACACGGCUACUACUACUACUACUACUGCGGCGGCUGCUGCGGCCAAGUGGGACCCUCGGAAAUACUACCUGCUCAUCGUGGUGGGAGACAUCGGCACGGAGGGCCAGCUGCAAGCGGUCAGGGAUCACCUGGAGCUCGGUAUUCGCUCAUGGAACAUCAGCCUCGACUCCUGUGACCUGAAUCAGCAGCUGAAGCUGUUUGUAACCAGACAUCUUGCCCAUUUUUCUCCAGAUGUAAAAGGCCAAAGAACUCUGCAGCAUCGGAGUGAUGUUCUUGAGACAGUAAUCCUCGUGAAUCCCAAUGUCGAAAGCAUUCUUCAUGAGGUACGCUCUUUGAUAACAGAUUCGUCUGCACACAAGCUUCUUAUUCUGAGUGGUCAGUGGUUGGAUCCAGAAGGAGAUUUGAUUCUGCAAACUGGGACCUUUUCAUACCAGAAGUUUGAGCAGGUGUUCAGCAAUCCAGAGGUGUGCCAGCUAUUCAGUAACACAGACCCUGAUAUUAAAGCUUCUCUUACGGUGUCGUGCACUGAAGAAGGAGAGUGGGGCAACCUCGGACAUUCGUCUUUUCAGGAUAUAAUUCGUUUGGAGCUAAAUCCUGAUCCAGUUUUGCCUGAAAUGGAUGGGGUUUCAGAGUUUGCAGAUUAUAUCUCAGAAACUGUUGAUGUUCCUUCUCCUUUUGAUCUCUUGGAGCCACCAAACUCAGGUGGAUUUUUGAAAUUAUCAAAACCAUGUUGCUAUAUAUUUCCUGGUGGCAGAGGAGAUUCAGCCCUGUUUGCAGUUAAUGGAUUUAAUAUACUAGUGGACGGGGGCUCUGAGCGGAAAUCAUGCUUCUGGAAGCUUGUCCGCCAUUUGGACAGAAUCGACUCCAUACUACUCACACACAUCGGGGCAGAUAAUCUUCCGGGAAUUAAUGGACUUCUUCAGAGAAAGAUAGCAGAACAGGAUGAAGAGCAGUCUCAGGGCUCUACUGCCUACAGUGAUUGGAUGAAGAACCUCAUUUCACCAGAACUUGGGGUUGUGUUUUUUAAUGUUCCUGAUAAACUCAAAAUGCCUGAAUCAAGUAUGAAAGCUAAACGAAGCAUUGAGGAAGCCUCCUUGACAUUACAGUACUUAAAUAAACUUGGAAUUAAACCAGAACCUUUGUACAGGGUUGUGAGUAACACUAUUGAACCAUUAACAUUGUUUCACAAAAUGGGUGUUGGUAGACUGGAUAUGUACAUUUUAAACCCAGUGAAAGACAGUAAAGAGAUGCAGUUUCUAAUGCAGAAAUGGGCAGGAAAUAGCAAAGCUAAAACUGGCAUUAUAUUGGCAAAUGGUAAGGAAGGUGAAAUAUCUGUUCCCUAUCUUACCUCCAUCACAGCUUUAGUUGUUUGGCUUCCUGCGAGCCCUACUGAAAAAAUAGUGCGUGUAUUAUUUCCAGGAAAUGCACCACAAAAUAAAAUUCUUGAGGGACUAGAGAAGCUAAAACAUCUAGAUUUCCUUAGAUACCCAGUGGCAACACAAAAGGAAAUUUCUGCCGGUGUUCCUCCAGCUACUGGUAAACACACAAAGAUCAAACAGAGGGCUGACAGCAAAGAAAGUCUCAAGUCCUCUUCACGACCUAGCACAGGCAAACCAGCUAAGAAGGAUGAUAUCGCUGAAGAGUUAGCUAAGGAGGUUAAAGCUGAAUUGGCAAAGGAGGCAAAAGUGGAGAAAAAAAUUAAAGAUAUAACAGAUAAGCAUAUUGACAAACCUUCAAAGGUUGAAAAAAUGAAAACAGAAACUACUGAUUCUGCCAAAGCAGAAAAGAGAAAGCUUCUUAAUCAGAAAAUAGGUAAAAAGUACUCAAAGGACAAAAUGUCUAAACUCGAAGAAAAGAAAGACAAAGAGAAAAAGGAAAUCAAAAAAGAAAAAAUAGAUAUAAAGAAAGAGAGUUUUAAGAAAGAGGAAAAGAAAGACACAAAGAAGGAAGAGAAAAAGAGAGACAUAAAACCUGAAGCUAAAAAACUACCUAAACCUGACUUGCGCCCCUUUACACCAGAAGUGAGAAAAACACUGCACAAAGCAAAGAUUCCAGGCAAGGUCAAAACAGAAAAAAUUAAAACUAAACUAGAAAAAGAAGCAGUUGCUGAACAAAAAGUUAGCCAAGUACAACAUAUAGCUGUGGAAAAACAACGACAAAUGACUGAUAUCGCAGAACAAAGAUUAAUUAUGUCUUCACCUGAAGAUCUUACCAAAGACUUUGAGGAGCUGAAGUAUGAAGAUAAACUGGAACAAAUAACUAAAUCAGUGCAUGAUAAACCUUUGUUGGAACUUGAAGUUUCUGAACUGCGACCCUCAGAUAUUUUGGUUAUGCAGGGUACUUUUAAAGAGGAGUUGACUUUAGAUGAAAUAAUAUCAGAUAAGAAAACGCCACUGGAGUCCCCAGAUGAAGGUAUUACUACCACAGAUGUUGAGGGAGAUUCACAGCAUGAAGAGAAGGCACCACAUGCAUCAGAGGAAACAUUAGAAAUGGUCGAUGAAGGGGCAGCUAUGGAGGAGCCUCCUGAAAUGGCAGACUUUGAUGAAGAAAUCAUGACAGAGGAAGAGAAUUAUAUCACCCAAGAGUUAGAAAAUAAAGUACCUGGUAGGAGCAGAUUGGAGUCUAUGCCAACUUUAGACAUCCAAGAUUUAGAAACUGAUGAAGAGAAAGAAAAUGAGUUGGAUGAAAAAGGAAUUCUAGACAGAAAGCAGAAGGAAGAAAUAAUUGAAGAAUGUGAGGACUACUUUGGUAAAAUGGCAGCAGAAGAUGAGAAAGAAUGUGAAAAGAGUGUUGAAGUUGUGGAAAAAGCAGAUGUGGAAGAAAUGGAAGAAUAUGCUGAAGACACUGGAGAUGAUCUGAAGUGUAAAUCUGCUGAAUAUAUAGACAAGGCAUAUGAACAUGAAGACAUUUCAUGUGAUUUCACUAUGUCUGUUUUACAAAAAGAGACAGAUAUGGAGAUAAAGGUCUAUGAAAAAGAACUGUCUAAAGAGACUCCAUAUAUGGGAGGUGUACCCAUGUCAACUGGAACUACAGCAGAACACAUCUCUUACAUACAGGAUGAAACCAUGCCAGGUUAUUCAGAGACAGAGCAGACUAUUUCUGAUGAGGAGAUCCACGAUGAACAAGAAGAAAGGAUCCCACAUUUGCAAUACGAUGUAGGUAGUUAUGACAUAUCUGUUCCUGAUCACCCUGGAUCAUUUGAUGCUAUACACGGCAUAAACAUUAUUUCAUCUGAUGUUUCUGCCAAAGGCUAUGCAAUACAAGAACCUGAAAUUGUGGCUUAUCCUACAAACAUUGUUGCAGCUCCCUUGGCCGAGGAAGAACAUAUCUCUUCAGCAACAUCAAUAACAGAGUGUGAUAAACUUUCUUCUUUUGCAACAUCUGUUGCUGAAGAUCAGUCUAUUGCAUCUAUUACUGCACCCAAAACAGAAGAGACAGGAAAAAGCUCUUUAUUGCUAGACACUGCCAACAGCAUUCCAUCUUCUCAUACAGAGGCAACCCAAGGUGUAGAAUAUUUACCAUCUGCAGGAACAAUAUCUCCUACGUCUUCCCUGGAAGAAGACAAAUGUUUCAAAUCUCCACCUGCAGAAGAUUUUCAGUCACUGAUCAUUCCAGGGAAAGCACAACCAGACGAGAACUUCCCUGGAGUUGAAGAAAUGGAUGACAGUCCAAAUUUUGAAGGACCUGCUAAAAGUAAUUACAGCUCACUCAUAUUUUCAGAACAUCUGGGCCAUGAUGUAUCAUAUGUAUUUGACGGAGAAAUAAGGAAAGAUACUGAUAUUCUUUCAAGUGAAGAAGCAAAAUUAUAUCAGGUUAAUACAGGCUUUGGUGAGAGUGAGGAAAGAUGUCUAAGUCCCGAUGACAGUACUGUCAAAAUGGCUUCUCCUACACAAUCUGGUCCUACUAGCACUGGGCAUACACCAUUCCACCAAUCUCCUGUAGAAGAUCGGUUUGAAACUACACAAGCAGAGCUUUUCGAAGCAGCAGACAAAUUAAUACAUGACAAAAAACAAAUCAGUGAUAAGCAAUUUGAGCCUGAAUCUAAACCAUCCAUGGAAAGUGCAGGAUACAAAUACGAACCUCUUUCUCCCAAAGCAGCAUCUUCUGAAAUUGUGGAGGAGAUUAAUGAAAGUAAACAUAUUUUAACAGAAAAAGGGUCUGAAUUUACAGAUCAGUUAGAUAAACACUAUGGCAUUGAAACACUGACAACCAAGGAGGCAAUGGAUGACAAUGAUAUAAUUAAAAAACAAAAAGAAUAUUCUUCAGAAGAUACAAUGUUUAAUAUCUCACAAUCACCACAUACUGGAGGUUAUAUGCAAUUUGAAGAAUUAAUUUCUACCAGUGAAGUGUCCUGUGAGGAUUAUACAUCCCUACAAGUGAAGGAGCACGGUGAACCUCAGACAGAGCAGUUUAAGUCAAUUUCAUCCAAAGAGUUUUUAUCAGAAGAUGCUAAAUAUGUUGGUUUUUCAGAUGAGAGCCCUAUAAAAGAUGAAGUAUCAACAGAAAGUUCUAGUCAAGACAAUUUCAUUGAAGAUGCAAAGUCACUUUCUUUCACAGAACAAGGAAAAGAAGAUGACACAUCCUUACAGAUGUCUUUGAUAGAACAAAGUCCAGUUAUACAUGAAAUAUAUCAAGAAAGUCCUACAAAAGAAGCAUGUUCUGAAAAUGAGAAAUCUCUUCAGUUGACUGAUCCUGAUCUAAUGAAAGAAAUCAAGUGUACGUCUGAUGAAAUGUCACCUGGAUAUGGGGAAUCUUUGUUGUCUACAGAGGAAAGCCUUGCGGAAGAUCACAAGCCUCUAGAGGGUUUUGAUAAGCAUUUCGAAGAUCAAGUUCAAUCUCACCUGCCAACAGAAUAUAAUAAUCAAAAAGAAACAUCAGCAGAUAUAUUCUCAGAAGAAUUAGCGGUGGAUGUACAUUUAGAUAAUUCUAAAGAUAAAAUCUCACAAAAGGAGGAAAAAGAUUUGGGGCAUUCGGCAUCCAGUCCAGAUGACUCUGAAUCAAUUUCUUUUACAGAUCAUAGUGAAUUUAAAGAGAACAAGUCACUAGAAACACAUGUUGAUAACAGUUCCAUUACCUUUACAAAAACUAGUACAAUUCAAAAAGCAGAUCAGACUUGUUCACAUGCAAGUGACACUCUGGGUUAUAUGAAUACAAACGUUAUUAUGGAAACAACUUCAGGAAGUGAGAAGUCAUCUGAUGCACUCAUAAAAGAAACAUUUGCAGAGCAUGAAGUUAUUGAAAGAAGAUCUGUUGAAGGAGAAAAUGGUUUCAUAAAACAGAUAACUUCUGAAAAGAAAGUCUGGUUUACAGAGAAGAAAGAAGAAGAGGAAGAAGUAGUAGAAGAAGAAGUAGAAGAAGUAGAAGAAGAAGAAGAAUCAACACAUAUGCUAAAGGAAAGCAAACUUCGUUACACAGAAGAGGGAGAAAGCACUUUUCUAGAUGAAGGUCAUGACUGGGAUACACAAUCAUCUUUAAAAUCUAAUGUUUCUAAGCAAUCAACCCCAGAUACCAUAGAUGCUAAAGUAUUGGGAACAGAAUAUGCUUAUUUACAAGAGGAAAAACAGACAGAGCACAUUCAAAAAGCGCUGAAAACAUCUGAUGAGAUUGCUGAAUUCAAGGCAUCAUCUCAAGAAACUAGAUGCCAAUCAGCUACUGAGCAUCUUUCACCAGAAAUAGACAUACUUGAAAAGCUACCUUAUGUCACAACAUCAUUAACUUCUGAUAUUUCUUUAGGAAAGUCAAAUGAAGAUAAUCUUCAUUCAUUUAAUCAAAGUACUUGCAUAGAAAGCUCUAAUAUUAAAACACAUUUUGCAGCAAAAGACUUUGGAGAAGCAUUGUUUUUAGAACAGUAUGACAAAGAUGAAGAAAAAGAAUAUUCCUAUUCAAAAUUUAUUGAUGAUGUUCCAGAUCCCUCCUGUGAAACUGAUAACCUUAAAGGCAAAAUUGACACUGAAUCAGGAGAAUUUACAGCCAAUAUUUUGGACAAACAUAAACAGAAUUUUGAUAGUGAAAAAAGCCCAUUUGUCAGAGAAGAAAUACUAAGCUCUGAGUCAACCACAAAUAAAUCAUCUGUGGAAGAUCAUACAUAUGAAGAAGAUGAAAACAAGCAGAAAUGUGAAAUAUAUAACUAUUCUAGAGAGCACAUAGAACAAGACUAUGUUGAGACAACAUAUGUAAAAGAUUUUGCAAUGCCAAAAGAAAACAUUGAGUUUAAGCUUGACGUUCAGCAUGAAGACGUAAAAAAAGAUCUGGCUUCAAAAUUUGAAAAAAAAGUCUCUCCUGUUUCACUGGACUGCUAUACAGAUACCAGUUUAAAAUCAUCCAGUAGUCCAUUCGAUCUUUAUUCCCAAGAAAAUGAGAGUUCUGGAAGAAAGUCUAAAAUAGAAGAAAGGGAACCAACACCCUAUCCAGAUGAUAAGUCUUUUCAGUAUGCCGAUAUUUAUGAAAAGAUCAUGGUGUCAGGACACAGUGAUCACAUUGUGGAAGAGACAGAACCAUGCAGUGCCGGUUAUUUUGAAAAAGAAAAGACAGAUAUCUUAUCUUUAGAAAGGACAGGGUCACCCAAGAAGGAAUUGUAUCAUCAAAUGUCUUCUAAGGAAGAGGAAUCACAUUUCUAUACAUCAUCUGAAAAAGAACUCUCGUCACCUGUAUCACCAAGAGACAAUGUUGAGAAGGCCACGUUUGAAUACACAGAAAUGCAUGACCAUUUUUCGAAGGUGACCACAAAAGAGGAAAAAACAAGUGUUCCUGAUUUCAAAGAAACUGACAUGCUAGAGACUGAGGGAGCCCUCAAACAUAUACCAUCAGAAGAACCAGAAGAUCAUUUUAUUUCAUCACCUAAAUCAGAUGGAUCAGAAAAGAGCGAAAAACAUGAGCACUGUAAACUGGAAACAUCAGUGUCGUAUCUGCAGGCAGCACACCAUUCAAAUGAAAAUAUUGCAUCACACAGUGAUAGUGAUACUAUUAUUCCACACCAUGAUAUUGAUAAUGAUCUCACCCCAGAGGCUGAGGGAUUUAGUCCAUUAGAAGCACAAUCUCUUCAAAUUAAAGAUCCCUACUAUGAAAAAACAAACAUAUUGGACGAAAGUGCGAGUGAUUCUGAACUAGAGAAAGGCGCCAAAGAAAAAUCUGAGAAGGAAACAAAGUGUCCAAGCCCAGUGAUAGACAAGUCUUAUGAAAACAUUUCUAGUAUUGUAGAAAAGGAUGAAAACAACCUCUCUGCAUAUGGAAUGCUUUCUGAACAAAGAGAUUUACAUUCUGAUCAUUUUAAAGUUCAUCCCCAUGUUCAAUCUACAGAGAGUGCAGCUCAGCAGGUAGAUCAUUCCACAUUUAGUGCAGGAUAUAGCUCACAAGAAGAUGAAAAACAUAGGGAAGACAGCGAUUCAGAGUACACCUACUGUCCUUUCAAGUCAAGAACAGAAACCACAAAGGAGGAAGAAAGGUCAUGGUUUCAAAGUACUUACCAAGAAUCACAAUUCACCACAGAGUCCCAUAAAUUAGAUUCCUUCUUAGAUAGCUGCCUACACAGUGAUCAGGAUAAACAAAAGACUUCUGAUAAGCAAGACUUUGAUGUCAGGGCUCCAGAUUAUGCAUAUACUUCUGGAGCUGCAUUUUCAGUUACAGAGAAGGAAACUUUAUCGUUUCAAGAACACUUUGAACCUUUGUCUGUUACGGAUAUGAAAACAUCAGUGCCAGAUAUUACAAAUAUAUCCCACUCAACAAAAAGGCAAGAUGAAUACUUAGAGGUUUCUGAAAGGGUUUGUGAAUUAGAUUCGUCUCUAACAAGAUUCACGCCACUAAGCCUAUCAGAAGAAAACCCUCUAUUCUCUAAAAUUCCUAGUCAACAGUAUUCAAGGACAGAAUACCAAAAAGAGGACUCUCAGAGCAUCUCAGAAUCUUCGUCUGCAGCCAGCACUCCUGUUAAGAAGGACACUACAGAUAGUUUUUACUCUCAUAUGAUUAGUAGCUAUACUGCAGAUUCAGAACAAAGUGCAAGGAAUUUGUGGGACGUGUCUCCUCUUGUCCCUGCUGAUUCCAUGAAGCCUUGCUUGUCAGCUGAGAAAGAUGAUGCUGAGUGCCAGGACUCUGCAGGUUCAUAUGAUAUGGAUGAUUGUACUUUGCCAUGUAGAGUAGACUGUAAAAAAACACCUUGCAGUGAAGACACAAGCAUAAAAAAUAUUACCAGUGUGCCAAAAACAAUGGCAGAAGAUGUAGGGGGAGUGCAAACACUGUCUAACAUACUGACAUCUUUUCCACCUCCUCACCAAGAUGAGAUAUCUACGGCAAAUGGCCCUACAGAAGUCCACACAAGCCCAAAGUUAUAUCGACAGGCAAAACAUACAGAUAUUGACUUUUUUAGUGCAGUAAGUGUGAGAGAUGAAAAGGCCUCUCCGGAUUCAGACAGGGCAUCUUCUCCAUGUUCUGAAGAUGAGACUGAAAAACCAAGUCGACCGUCUUCUCUAAUGUCACCUACGCAUACAUUCCAACCGUAUUUUCCAGAUUCUCAAAGAGCUGGUAGAAGUGAGGAUCAUGGAGAUGCAUCUCAUGAAAUUGAGCCAUGUUUGGGAACUUCAAGUGAGUAUGAGUGCAAGAUAUCUUCAUCAGAGUAUAUGCACAGGAAAGGGGAACUUUCUCCAUCAUUCAUCAAUCCUAGCCCUCUUGAUCUUUCUGAUGACAGCGAUGUCUCACAAGAUGAAGGUCAUCCUUCAGUUAAAGGCAGAACACAUCAUGUAGCUACAUGCCAUGUUCAGGGUGCCACAGUUGAUGAAACCCCUCCAACAUCUGUUAGUGAUUCAGGAACCUCGCAGUCAGAUUCUGAUGUCCCACCAGAAACUGAAGAAUGUCCAUCCAUAACUGCUGAUGCAGCAAUGGACUCAGAUGAAGAUGCUGACUUUCUUCCUGUGGACAAAGCAAUGGGGAAUUCUCAUCACAGCAACACAAGGCAAAGUCAUGAUCCACAUCCCACUCCAAUGAUGGAUCCAUAUCCUCAUCCUCCUCAUCCUGAUGUCUGCAUGGUCGAUCCUGAAAUGUUAGUUAAUGAAUUGCAUCUUAGCAAAAAGGAUCUUAAGGAGAAAACCAAAGGUGUAAGGAAACCUUUCACUAAACCUAAGGCAACGUCGCCUGCUCGGAAAUUAGAUUCUAAGAAACAUUCACCUAUGCUCGCUAAGCAAACAUCCAGGGACACAGCAGAAAAACUGCCAAAAAGUCUAGCACUUAGGAAAGAGAGGGAAGCAACAGAUAAGCAGCAGAAGCCGAGAAGUCCAAUGCAAACACAUUCAUCCAGGGGAGAUGACAAAGAGGAGGUUUCUAGAACAAGUCACAGUACUAGCAAGUUGGUCAAUGGCAUCAAACCAGCUUCAGGUUCAAACACUUCAAAAGGAGGUUCUACAACACCCCAAGGCAGCCCUGUAUAUGUAGAUUUGGCUUAUAUCCCUAAUCAUUGCAAUGGGAAAAACACAGAUAUGGAGUUUUUCAAGAGAGUUCGAGCUGGAUAUUACGUUGUCAGUGGUAAUGAUGCAGCUAAUGGAGAGCCAAAUCGGGCAGUGCUUGAUGCUCUUUUGGAAGGAAAAUCACAGUGGGGGGAGAAUCUCCAGGUCACCCUGAUACCAACUCAUGACACUGAAGUGACCCGUGAAUGGUACCAGCAGACCCAUGAGAAACAGCAGGAGCUUAACAUAAUGGUUCUUGCAAGCAGUAGUACUGUAGUCAUGCAAGACGAAUCCUUCCCAGCAUGCAAAAUUGAGUUCUAAGCUCCUCAACAGUCAGCAUUGAGUCUAUAAAUACGUAUAGGAUGUGUUUUUUAAGAGCAGCUCUGCAGCAGGUUUCUAUGGUGAUUGAUCUACUUUUCGAACAUUGCCCCAGAACUGGUCUUUAAGCAUAUCCUUUAUAAAGUUUAGAUAUAUGUCCAGUCACGGCUCAGUUCUCUUGUAGUUCUGGUUAGUAAGUAUGCCAUCUGCCUGUUCCAUUAAUUAUUUAUUUGUGUCUCAACUACAUGUUGGUAUUUAACAUUAUUUAUUUUUAAGAAUAUUGAAGACUCAAUAAUUUUAAGGGGCAAAUUUGUAGAAUUUAUUUGUGAAAUGAUUCAGCGGUGUGCCACAUAAUUAUGUUCUUUAAAAAUGUAAAAUAUAAAAAAAAUAUAUAAUUACGGUCAAACUCCAGGGUAAACAACUAUACACAAUAAUCCCAAUCAUGAAGCAUUUGUCUUCUGUUUUUCAGUAGGCACAGACUGAUGUGUGAUGUGUAUAUUUUUGAGAGCUGGGUUAAGACAGGACUUGGACCAAUGAAUGAAACACAGUGUUCAGAUGUGAGUGGCACCAUAUAAUUCCAUGCUGACCAUGUGGCUUAGUGUAGAUGAACAAUUAGGUUGUAGGUGCUGUAAAUAUUUAGCUUAACUUUUUAACCUGCUAACUUAAGACUGCACAUGUAUGAUCACAAACCAUUUAAAAUGUCCAGAUUAUUAAAAAAAACAAUUGAAGCAUGAUUUAAAAGUCUGAUAAAAUCAAUACAGCUAAAACAUAAAUACAGGUACGCAACACACACUCAUGAAUUGCAACAAACCAAAGUAUUUUGGGAUAAAGAAAAUUAAUUUACCUGCAGACAAGUUUUUUUCUGUUUGUGGAGCUUUGACACCGUUAUUUUAAUUCCUAUUGCAGGAUCAGUAUAUGAAUGUCUCAUAUCUGUGAAAGAUGGGGUAUUGUCCUGCAUUAGGUGCUUAGUCAGAGCUAUGAAGCAGCCUAAUGCUUUCUUCAUCCCAGGAUGAGACGCUUUAGAUAUGUUGUAGACCUUAUUCUGUAAAAGAACUCUCCAAAACACCAAUAUCAAUACCCAAUUCAAUGUAUCUUUUUUUUAUUUCAUCCACUUUUUUUUUUUUAUCAGUUAUCAAUAAUUCAACUUGACCAGACAAAAGUGCAAAUAGGGGGGGUUAUGUAUAAAGAAAACGUCUGGAGAAAAGAUCGAGUAGCAUAAACAUUUCAUUGGUUUCCAUGGUAAUGACCACCUUUAAACAUUUCUACUACAACUGCUGUUUAUCAAUAACCCUCAUUGUUUUGGGUCUGCAUCAUGGUAGCAUUGUGAUAAUAAAAAACAUAAAACAGACGAGUAAAGGACUUGGAACACAAAACAUUAGUACAAUGUGUCUAUUAAAUAAAAUGAAUAACAGGGCUUCACCAGCCAGUACAUAUCAUAGACAUACCCUAAGACCGGGGUUGGACAACCUUCAACACUCUAGAUGUUGUGGACUACAUCUUCCCUUAUGCUUUACCAGUUAUAUUGCUGUAAGAGCAUUUUUGGAGUGCCGAAAGUUGCCUACACGUGCGAAAUAUUAUUUCAUGCAUGAUGUGAAUGAUAUUUGACAAUAUACAUCGAUUGUGCAUCUUUUGUUCUCAUAUAUCACCAUGUAACUAUUUUUAUUUCUCUAUGAUUUUUAUUCGCUGGUUAAGUAAACUUUUAUUGAGUAAAGGACUAAUCUACGUAACUAGAAAUGUCCAACUGACAGCUGCUUGAUUGAGAGCGAAGAACAUAAAUGAUCCGGUUAUUCUAUAUAAAACAUUUCACUUUUAGUAUUUGUAUUUUCCAUGUGUACUUUCUCACCAUUGCUUUAAGAUUGUUCCAUUCUUUGUCUACAUGUGUUUUUUUUAUUUCAUUUUUUUUUUUUGUCUAGUGUACAUACAUGUUUGCUUUCUCAUUUCUUUAAAUAAUUUUCCAACUGGAAUAUAUGUCAGAGUUUGCUUAUUGGGUAGCUAUGAAAAAACCCUCAAGCUCUCUCUUUAUAUACAUAUAAAGAUACAGCUGGACACCCAACAACAUACAGCCCUUGAGUAUGUAUAUUAUAUGGUCAUCACUCUGUUCCUAUAAGAACAGUAUAUCACAUGUUUUGUUUACCAGACCAUUGAAGCUGCUACAUGCAAACUUACAUUUUAUUUUAUUUGUUUUAAUGUAUAUUUUUCUGUUUGCCGUAGGGAAUAAAAUGCCUUCUAAAAAAAAGCCAAAAUCCAAAAAAAAUAAAAAUAUCCCAUAAACAAAAAGAAUAAAUUCUUUGAUUACUGAACAACAUUUAUAUAUCAGUGGUGUACAUUGCUGUCUUAUUUAUAUAUAUAUAUAUAUAUAUAUAUAUUUAUUUUUAUUGUUAAAAGCCUAUGUCCUCGGCUGCUUUUUAAUUUAUGUCUAAACAUGAGCAGUAUUUCUUUUUGUUUUAGAAGUAUAAUAGAAUUUAUAAAAAUACAAACAGGUUUAAGAUCCAUGCUGGUCCACGCAAAGCAAUUUUUUUUAACCAUUUAAUGAUAAAAUCUUCCUCAUAAGGAUUAAUUAGGUCAGAACUUUUAUUAGGAACAUGUUUUGGAACUCAACGCUCUGUAUUGUAUUUUGUCAUGCUGUUGCCUUUCAGUAAAAAACAUUUUUUUAUGUUGUAUCAAAGAAGAAGAAAGUCAGGUUUACUCAAAGUCUUGCACUAGUGUAUAAAGUCUAGAAAUCAGUGUGAUACCCUUGCAUUUUUUGCACAUACAAACUUAUAUAUUAUUACCAGCAUCCUUAAAGGUUUGUAGUCUGCAAUUACAAGUCUUGUGGUUGCUUGGCAACAGUUCUCCAGUUUGGUUAGCAAUUGGUGAUAACUGUUUCGGGAAAUUUAAAAAAAAAGUCUAAGUCGCAGAAGCAAUUUUGUAGACCAAGGUAGAUUAUUUGUUGUAUCAUUUAAAAGUUUUUAAAUCUUAGAACUCACCUUAAAAUUUACAAAGACUGACUAGCAAAUAUCUGGAUGAGAAACAUGUUGCCCUUGAUAGGUGUGUUAAAAAGAUAGAUUCCCAGCCAAUGUGGAACUUGAACUUCCAUUAUGUUUUGACAUCCCUAAGGCUUGAAUAGCAUGGUGGAAGUUUCAUAUCUCCAAUAGCUCGAGAACUCUGCCCUAGACAUUUUGCGAUAUACAAUGCUUAAUAAAAGCUAUUUCUCUAAAGUAAAUUAUGGAAUCUAUACAUAGAUUUCAGCAGGUUCCUGGCUUCAAAGCACAUCACUCUUUCUCAUUAUCACUUUAAUAACAUCACACUUUAACAGAAAAGAUUUGGACCUGCCAUACUGUGCAAGGAAUACUGACCUUGAUAUUGGCUUUGGCUUGUGAAAACCAACACAGGUCGUAUGGGUAUAUAAAAAGUUAGUUUGUAGUUAGCUAAUACUAAAAAAUAUAUAGGUAUGAUUUCACAAACCCCCGAUAGACCAUGUAUUAAUUCAAUUUUAAAAGAAAAUUAUUUUAUAUGUGUUUUGUAUAUAGUUUUGUCUAGCAAUGUAAGCAGCAGUUUUCUUCAGGAAUGUGUUUAAUUGUGAAUGUCUAAUAUUUGUCAAAAGCCUUUUUUAUUCUUAUGUUUAAGUCCAAUUCUCUCUCUUCCUCCUAAAAAAAAAAAAAAGAGUGUGCAGUGCUGAGUCCAGUGCUGAAUGCUAUUGAGCAGUGCAUUACAAAGGAAUAAUUUGCACUCCCCUCUGGCAAUCAGUGAGCUAAGAGAAUUGCACAUUUAUUCGGAGCUGAUGUUUGUUGUUGUGCUGGAAUUGUGUGUUUGUGUUUUUUGUUUUUAUUAAAGCUAAUAUUAAAGGGAAAAUGCACGUACAAUUUUCCAAGCACAUGCCUGUUAUAUCCCAGCUAGCCCUCUCUUUGUAUAGUUUUAUUCUACGUAGGUGUCUAACCUGCAGACCCCUCCAAACUGCUGCAAUGCUUGGGGCUAAACGCUAGUUACAUAGGUGCCUGGGAUGCCUAGUGUGGUCUGUUAAUAGAACAUUCCAGAGCCCACCCAUUUACUUAUCUAGGCAGAAAAAGCAAAUGCACUAAAUUAAAUUCAGCUAUGAAUGUUUUUAUCACACAUAAACUUGAAAGGUUAAAUAAAACUAAAAAAAAAACUAAGGGGAACUCGAUGAUUAAGGUCACUUAGACACUUGCCUUGUAAAUGACAAUGCUGAAUGGAAUAACCUAACGCCACAAAUAGGUUUUGAAAAAACGAAUGUACACAAUUAUCUAGAACGUUGCUCCUUUAUUUCUGUGCAUUAAUAAUUUUGGUUUCAGUUCCCUUAAAUAAGAAGCUUUGUGUAAUUAAAUAGGGAGACUAUGACAAUUUACCAAAUAGAACGUCCCACUGCGGCCUUUGGUAUUGUUGUAGAUUUGUAGCAUUAAACAUAUGUGAGGCUAACACGUUAGUUUAAAAGUUGCAUUUGCAAUUUAGCAACUUCUGGAGACCUAGUUUGGCUAGGCCUGGACUUAGUAGACCCCACAGACUGUCAAGCCCUGACUCUGUCAUAUAGAACUGAUGGACAGAAUCUGAAACAUGAUAUCAUCUUUAUCAGAAAUCAGAAUCUUUAAUCUUAAUGGGUUUUAUUGCACAACGCGUUUCACCACUACAGAUUCUCUGUAAAUCCAUUAAUGACAUUAAGUAUAACAUAUAGGUGAUAAAUACAUCUAGAAACAUUUAAAAUCAGCUGUUGCUUGUUUCUGCAUGUUAACUACAACAAAUUAUACUCCUGUAUGUAAUAGAUGAAAAAAUAAAAAUACUAUUUUACAAAAUAUAUGAAAAGUGAAAAUGUCAUAAUUGUAUUGAAAAUCGCAGACUGUAUUCUGAUAGCUUCUUUCUACGUUGGAUGUUGUAUAAACCAACUCAACUUUCGAAUUCUUUUCUUUCCGUUCUGCAGCGUUACUAAUAAACUCGUUCCCUAAAA